AUGGACACACCCCCUCCCUGUGCUAUCCUCCCAUGGACACACCCCCUCCAUGUGCUGCUCCCCCAUGGACAUACCCCCUCCCUGUGCUGCUCCCCCAUGGACAUACCCCCCCUGUGCUGCUCCCCCAUGGACAUACCCCUCCCUGUGCUGCUCCCCCAUGGACAUACUCCCUCCCUGUGCUGCUCCCCCAUGGACAUACCCCCUCCCUGUGCUGCUCCCCCAUGGACACACCCUCCCUGCGCUGCUCCCCCAUGGACACACCCCUCCCUCUCCCAUGGACACACCCCUCCCUGCGCUGCUCCCCCAUGGACAUACCCCUCCCUGUGCUGCUCCCCCAUGGACAUACCCCCUCCCUGUGCUGCUCCCCCAUGGACAUACUCCCUCCCUGUGCUGCUCCCCCAUGGACACACCCCCCCUGCGCUGCUCCCCCAUGGACACACCCCCUCCCUGCGCUGCUCCCCCAUGGACACACCCCCUCCCUGUGCUAUUCUCCCAUGGACACACCCCCUGUGCUAUUCUCCCAUGAACACCCCCUCCUGUGCUAUUCUCCCAUGGACACACCCCUCCCUGAGCUAUUAUCCCAUGGAAACACCCCCUCCCUGUGCUGCUCCCCCAUGGACAUACCCCCUCCCUGUGCUGCUCCCCCAUGGACACACCCCCUCCCUGCGCUGCUCCCCCAUGGACACACCCCCUCCCUGUGCUAUUCUCCCAUGGACACACCCCUCCCUGCGCUGCUCCCCCAUGGACAUACCCCCUCCCUGUGCUGCUCCCCCAUGGACAUACCCCUCCCUGUGCUGCUCCCCCAUGGACAUACUCCCUCCCUGUGCUGCUCCCCCAUGGACACACCCCUCCCUGCGCUGCUCCCCCAUGGACACACCCCUCCCUGCGCUGCUCCCCCAUGGACACACCCCCUCCCUGUGCUAUUCUCCCAUGGACACACCCCCUGUGCUAUUCUCCCAUGAACACCCCCUCCUGUGCUAUUCUCCCAUGGACACACCCCCUCCCUGA
This is a messenger RNA of Oncorhynchus nerka (sockeye salmon), 1008 nucleotides long. RefSeq lists its product as uncharacterized. NCBI's taxonomy places the organism in Eukaryota, Metazoa, Chordata, Actinopteri, Salmoniformes, Salmonidae. The coding region runs from base 1 to 1008 and encodes 335 amino acids. The transcript has a single exon. The record is from RefSeq and is a predicted model, not a curated record.